GCCUCUUCCUCUGCACGACGUCGCUCGGUCACACUCUGCAACAUGACACUGAAGGUCCUCUUCGUCGCAGCAGCUGUGCUCUGCCUCGCCCAGGCGGCCCCGCAGAGAUACGAUACCCUGGGCGUCCUGCAGCCCGAGACACCUCGUGACCUGGGUGCCUACGAGAACAUCGUCGGCGCCACCAUCGACGUGCUGCCGGAAAUCGUCGAGGUCUUCCGCAAGGUCUCCCAGAACCGCGACAGGGCCAACGACCCCGAGAGCGUCCAGCAGAUCAUGCUGGACUUCAUGCCCAUCACCAGGAAGGUCAUGGAGGCCACAGCGAAGGCGGAGGGCAACAACAUCUCGCAGGACACGUACCAGCGCUUCAACGCCGCCGAGAAGGUCAUGCCUCACGUGGUCACCUUCAUGAACCAGCUGCGGGAGAUGGACUUCUUCGGAGUGUCCACGACCCCGACUUCGCCUGCAUAUGGGUAUGCCCAGCACUGAGGCCUUCUGCUUGCCUUCAAACAGGCGUUCAAGCAGUUCCUCUAAUCAAGCCUUAAUCAGUAGUUUAUAUCCACUGAUACCCUCUUCCCUUGUGCUUUCCCCAAUUUCAUAUGUUCAUAUGUA
Molecule: messenger RNA, 609 nt
Organism: Penaeus vannamei (Pacific white shrimp)
Lineage: Eukaryota; Metazoa; Arthropoda; Malacostraca; Decapoda; Penaeidae
Source: RefSeq, a predicted model, not a curated record